Messenger RNA from Rotaria sp. Silwood2, 538 nucleotides. The record is from the annotation of a GenBank genome assembly. Lineage: Eukaryota; Metazoa; Rotifera; Eurotatoria; Philodinida; Philodinidae.
UCUUCACAACAACAACGGAAGAAUUUUUUAAAUAUGCACAAAAAAUUGAAGAAUUCAGAUCCCUUGAUGAACAACAAGGCAUGAUCGAACAAUCUUCACAACAACAACCAAAUUUAAUUACUACAUCUGCUCGAUCUUCAAAUUCACCAACAAAUUAUGCACGUACAUCACAAACUAACAACAAGACAACAACAACAACAACACGGAACAAUUUAUCAAAUCAACAUCGUCAAAAUAAUCGUACACCAAAACCACCAUAUCGAUGUUAUAGAUGUGAUGGAUCAUCGAUUGAUGGUGAUGCUCCUACUCGUUUAUUAAAUCCAUCACCAAUUUUCAUCCUUGCAAAAGUUAAUCAAGUUAUUACAAAAAUUAUGUUUGACACUGGUUCAGCUAAAUCUUUUAUCAAAAAAUCUAUUCUCGAACAAACAAAUCAUGUUAAUAUACAAUUUAAACAACAAUCAUAUUUAAUGGCUGAUGGCAGUUCAACAUUUAAUAUUCUUGGUACAACAGAAAUAUUUAUCGAAUUUGAGAAAUCAUG